AUGACUGUGGCUCAGGUUCACAUGGGUAAGGCUGCUGUAGAUUUAUCUAUAUCUAUACGGCUGAAACAUGAAUCAUUUUCCUCCAUGAUACAUCUCUUUCUUUUGUUUGCCACCCUAGACGUUGUGUUUUCUCAGACUUCAGUAGGUAAUUGCAUUCUUGAUAUCAAAAGCUCUUCCUCCACAAAAGAAUCAAAUUGUGAAUUGGGCAACUGGGGUGGUUUCAUCAACGACAGUUGUUGUGGAGGAGCCUUUGAAGAGUACCUUUAUGCAUUGGGGCGGCAGGCAAACCUUACGAAAGCCAUUUACCUAAAUUCCACAGAACAAAACAACUGCUUAACAGUAAUGGAAAGAUUUGAGAAACAUAUAUUUGGCUGUGGCAUUCAGAAGCUAACAAGUGGUGCUGGUGGCUGUUCUGAUUAUACUGUCACGGAUGUUGUUGAUAAGCUAGGAGCUAGAUUAAAACAUUUACAAGAAGACUGUAAGACGUUAGGCUCUGGUGGCAGACUGAAUCAAUCCUGCGGUACAUGUUUGAGAAGAUGGGAAGUGAUUGGCGGAUCAUCAGACUACAAACAGGAGUCUGCUGAUGUGUGUAGAUUUGCAGUACUGGUGUCCAUGAUAAGCUACAGAAUUGAUGAUGAGAACUGGGUCUAUGCAGUAUUUCAAUGCCUCAGAGAGCGGGCUUUUUCCUUAGAUGAACAUGGAGGCAGAGAUCGCCUAGGUAUCAAUAGGGCAGGUUUGUGGAUUCUAAUUGGUGGGUUAGUGGGAGCUAUGGUAGUUGUAGCCAUUGCUGCGUGGAUCUUCUUCGGAAAAAGGAAAGAAGAAAGUCUCCCUGCUCGGAAAGAUGAAUCGGAUGAUUCAUUCUCUGAGCAGUCUGGAUCGCUGAAGAUUUCGAUGAAAGAACUUUAUUCAGCAACAAACUACUUCAAUCCUUCAAACUUCAUUGGCCAAGGCAUAGCUGAUGCUGAAGGAUUGAUGAAGAUCUGUAUUGCCAUCGUGUUAAUCAAGUCUUUUACUUUUGCUGUAGGAAAUCCUAAGAGAGGAAAGGUGUAUAGGGGUCUUCUCUCAAAUGGUCUGCAUGUUGCGGUUAAGCACAUAAUCAAUGAUGGACAAAUAGAAACUUUUGUCAGGGAAGUUAGAAGCCUAUCUCAUAUCAGGCAUCCAAACCUUGUAGCUUUGCUUGGCUAUUGUGAGAGAGAAGAUGAAUGCUUCCUAGUCUAUGAACUGUGCCACAAUGGGAACCUCUCAGAGUGGCUGUAUGGAAAGGAUAAAGUUCUGUCAUGGAUUCAAAGACUCAAGGUUGCAAUGGACAGUGCAAGGGGCCUCUGGUUUCUCCACACUUAUCCAGAAGGCUGCAUUGUUCAUCGUGAUAUCAAGCCAACAAAUAUCCUUAUCAAUGAUAAAUUUCAAGCAAAACUUGCAGAUUUCGGAUUGUCUAAAGUUAUGGACCUAGGUCAAUCCCAUGUAAGCUCAGAAGUGAGAGGAACAUUUGGUUAUGUCGACCCUGAGUACCGUCGAAACAACCGAGUGAACGCCUCUGGUGAUGUUUACAGUUUUGGUAUUGUACUUCUACAACUUUUGUCAGGGCAGAGGGUGCUUAAUCUGAACCUGGACAGACCAUUGCCUCUAAGUAAAAUGGCAAAAAACCUCACUAGAGGGGGUGACAUUACCAAAUUUGCAGACCCUAAACUUAACGGGGAAUACCCAUUAGAAGCCUUUGACCUCGUACUCAAGCUAGCUUUGUCAUGCACAGGGAUAAAGCAGGAAAGGCCAACCAUGGAGCAAGUGGCAUUAAUACUACAAAAAGCACUUAAUAUCAGAAUACAACCAAAGCCAGUUGCAUCCCGUGGAACAAUCAUAUAUUAA
This is a messenger RNA of Theobroma umbraticum, 1863 nucleotides long. The record is from RefSeq and is a predicted model, not a curated record. NCBI's taxonomy places the organism in Eukaryota, Viridiplantae, Streptophyta, Magnoliopsida, Malvales, Malvaceae.